Mugil cephalus (flathead mullet) is the source of this 1570-nucleotide messenger RNA. RefSeq names its product hemicentin-1-like. The record is from RefSeq and is a predicted model, not a curated record. NCBI's taxonomy places the organism in Eukaryota, Metazoa, Chordata, Actinopteri, Mugiliformes, Mugilidae. Bases 32 to 1549 code for a protein of 505 amino acids. The transcript is spliced from 7 exons.
ACAGAGUGACCGUCUAAAUCAUCUGAUCAGGAUGUUUGUUUUCUUCUGGGUGACUCUGCUCUUCUCUGUAUGGGGCAGUAAAGCUAACACAGACAUGCUUGCUGGAGGAAAACAACACUGUACAAAUGGAUUCUGUGUCACUCUCAGUGAGGGGAACAUAACAGCAGACACUGGUCACAGUGUUGUGAUACCUUGUUCUUUCACUACUAUAGAUGACUUUACACCACUCUAUAUACUGUGGUUUAAAUGUAGUCCAUCAAAAAUAAGAUGUGAAUAUGCUGACAUGAUAUUUCACUCCAACAAAAAUAACAGACACGCUCAGUCAAUACUUCAGUCUGGAUUCCAAGGCCGAUUGUCACUUCUGGAGCCUGAUGUGAGCCAGAGAAACUGCAGCAUCAUGAUUAAUGAUCUCAAUGAGUCUGAUUCUGGAUCAUAUCAGCUCCGACUUAAUGGUGUCCGGCGUGGGACAUCAGAUAUAUUUACAUUCCCUUUAAGAGCGAUUGUCUCUGUUAAAGAUGUGAAGAAAAUUGAAAUCACUGGAGACCGAAGUGUGAAGGAGGGAGAGACUCUGAAUGUGACCUGCAGUGUUGAUAGUUUCCCUCCAUCAUUUAUCACAUGGACUAAAUAUUCUGAAGAAUCCAUUCAAAAUGUAACAGGAGAUAAUCUGCAGAACAACACUGAAAUGGACACUUUGUUCAUCUCUAAUGUGACAACAGAAGAUUCUGGACAGUACAUCUGCACAGCAAAACAUCUGAACAACACCCUGAUGGAGAAAGUCAUCGUGAACGUGAUAUAUAAAAGAACGCCUCUUCUCACUGGAGAUACGACUGUUACAGAGGGAGAGACUCUGAAUGUGACCUGCAGUGUUGAUAGUUUCCCUCCGUCUCUUAUUACUUGGACCAAACUGAGUUCCAACACAAUCCUACACAACAACACUGGAUCAGCUUCACUUGUCAUCUCUGAUGUGACAACAGAAGAUUCUGGACAGUACGUCUGCACAGCAACACACUUGAACACGACUGUGACUCUACAUGCUGAUGUGACUGUGACCUGUCUGUUAAAGAUAUUAAGCAGCUCUAGAUGUGAGGUCCAGUCAGAGGUCCUGACCUGUGUGUGUAUCACUGAGGGGUUUCCUCUAACCACCAUCAAAUGGCCACUGUUGGAGUCCCACACUAAAUACUCUGUCAUGACCACUGUGUCAGACCACACAGUCAACAGCAGCAUCAUCCUGAGUGUUAAAGAUCAUGGUUACACUGAAGUUGAAUGUGUUGCCAGCAGUGAUGUUGGAGAAGUAAAAAGGAACCUUGUCAUCAUCAAAACAGAUCAAGAAGUAGGUCUGCUGAGACAUCAUGGAUGUUACAGUGGAGUCCUUUUCUGGGCUGUUGCUGGUUCUUCUAUCAGUGUCAAUGUCCUCUUCAUAAUCUGCAUACUGGGACUUUGGAACGCAAGAAAGAAGGUGAAUCCAAAUGAAGAGAACAGGACGUACAUGUCAUUACAAAAACCAGAUCCAUCCUCAGAGUAUGAGGUGAUUGCCCUACGUCAAAACUAACUUACAAAAAAGAAUUACAUU